GUAAAUGAAUAAAAAUCCCAUCCAUGACCUUUUUGAUGAGCAGACCGAAUCUAAAAGACCAAAAAUAAAACCCCAAAAACUUUCGACGCUGUCGCGCGUACCAAAUCAAAAAAGCACCCGCUCAUUUUUAUGCAUGUGUUUUUCGAGUUGAGGUAUUCCUGAGAUCAGUUUCUGAUUCUGAUGCCAGAAAUCAACUCCCUCAAACCCAUCAUGUACGAAGGCGGUAGUACCUCAAAUCCUAUUCUGCUAUGUUAUCUACAAUCUGGAUCUCUUUGAUUACGACUAUUCAACGUUUUAUCUUCAACCGUGCGUAGUUCUUAUUGCGAGCUUCAGAAUUGGGGCGGCAGCUUUGUCACCAUUUCAUAUUUAUUCGUGGAAUUCCAGCAUAUUGGGAUCAAAUGACAGAAGGAGUCUCAAGAGGUCAAAACAGAACAUGUUUCCAGAAGAAAACACUUAACAACUGUGGGAUAAAUGGGAAUCUUGAUAAUAUUGUUCUCAUUGAUGUUGACAGUGAUAGGCUCAAUGAUGUGAUAGUCAUUGAUGCGCCCAAGGGUUUACAGCAGCAAUGUGAAGGUUCUAGAAUACGUAGAGAAGUUAAAAAAUACCCUUAUGGGAGCAUAAUAAGCAUAGACGAUGAUGAUGGUGACGAUGUGGAUCAACCUGGUGGCAAUAUGGAAAGUGGUAGUGAUAGCGAUGCCACUUCCAGCAAAAGUUGUCCUGUGUUCUCCCAUAUGAAAAUUGAAGUAGAUAAUGAUGAAUGUCGAGUUAUUCAUGAAAAAAAGUCUGGAUUCAAGUUGUCAAAGUGCCAGAAAUCCUACACCUGGAAAUAUCCGUGUAGAAACCGUUAUGGUCUGAAUAAUGAUUCUGAGAGUGAUUCUUCAGAUUCCGAUUCUUCGGAUUGUGAAUUUAUGGAAGGGUCUUCUGGCAAGCUUCGUGAACAGUGGGAGAAAGCUUCAAUUAGGAGAAAAGGUAAUGCUUACGAUGGUAAUUCGGGUUUUGAUGCUCAGGCCACUGCCUCUGCCUCCCAUGGUGAUGUUCAUCCAAAGGUUGAUGCUGGAAAUGGGUAUGGAAAACAAUCAGAAGAACCUCCUUGCACAAGUUCAAGAAGUACAGAUUUUGAGAAAGGAUUUUUUACUUCCUUUGGUCCUACUGUUGAUGAUGCAUCUCUUGAUACCCAUAUGGAAUUUUAUCAGAAGAUCAAUCAGGAUGUUUAUGGGAAGGAUGAUGUUUGCUUAAAUGGAGAAACAUGUAUUGGUGCUAAUUUAAGCACCUCUGUACCGCAGAAUGAUGUUGGAUGCAGUGAUGGGCGUGGCUCUAGUGGUCAUGAUGAGCAAUACCACUCUCAGGGACUCUCUUCAUGGUCCAAUGGGGAACAUGGUGAUAGACAAGAUAAUCAUUCAAAAGCUUUUCAUCGAGAUAGGUCGGGAAACACUGCCGAUGAACAUUCCUUUUCUAAUUCCCAGUCAAGGCCAGAUGUGUAUUGUGAUAAUUUUAAAGCUAGUCUUCAGGAUGAACAAGAUGGAGAUAUUCCUUUCUGCAAUGAACAAGAUUCUCAUGAAACAGAUAACAUCCAUCAUGAAAGAGAUAAGUUGGAGAAAACGAAUGAGUUUUUCAAAGAGAUACCAGUUUCUGGAGAACAAUUGGUCUCAAAUGCUCAACCAUCCGAUUGGACGUUUACAAAAGUCGUAAGUCCCUCUGAGUACAAAGUUAGAGCCAUUCCAGAAAAAUCCAUAAGCAAUGGUCAGCAUUGUGAAAUACAAAAUCAGCAAGGGAAACCAAGUUCAUCAGAAUCUAAGCAGCCAUCUAUUGAUUCUACAUCUACCAAUAAGCUAUGUCAUGGAAUGGACCCAUUACAGACUCAAGGUGGUGAUUUUAUACCUGCUGCUUCAAUUGAUAUAAUAAAUGAACGUGAAAAGCUGAAGGAGACCAAUGAAUACAAGCGAGUUGUAGAAGAAGAAUGGGCUUCAAGGCAGAGGCAAUUGCAAAUUCAGGCUGAAGAGGCUCAGAGGUUGCGGAAGAGAAAAAAAGCUGAAAGCAUGCGAUUGUUAGACAUGCAAAGAAGACAAAAGCAGCGUGUUGAAGAAGUGAGAGAAACACAGAAGAAGGAUCAGGAGGAUUUGAACUUGAAAGAGAAGUUUCGUGCUGAAGUAAGGAACGAGCUUUGUAAAUUGGAAAAAAUAUGCAUUGAUAUGGCCUCAUUACUCCGUGGGUUGGGUAUUCAUGUCCCAGGAGGUUAUCGUCCCUUGUCACACCAGGUUAACGCUGCUUAUAAACAAGCCUUGCUAAGAUUUCAUCCUGACCGAGCAUCGAGGACUGACAUUCGCCAGCAGGUGGAGGCAGAGGAAAAGUUUAAGCUUAUUUCUCGCAUGAAAGAGAAGCUUUUGAUGACUUCAUUUCACUAAAUGAUAAUGAACGGUUCAUGUUUUAAUACGACGUGUAUUCUUUUGUAAGCAUGUUGAACACUGUUGCAAGAUAGGGCUUUCCUUUUGAAAGGGAGAGGGGGGAUUCGAAUCUUAGUCAUUAGGGUGAUGCACACCAUCCUUAUCACUACAACUAAUGGCUCGGGUGUUAGGGUUUUUUUGUCAAAGAUUUCUAUAUAAUAUUUAUAUUUAUUAGGUAGCCAUUCCCAUGCAAGCAAUGUAGGCUUUUGCAAUUCUGUUUGUUUGGCGUAGGAAUCAUUGUCUUUUAGGUGUUUUCCUUUUAAAAUUUUAUUUUAUUUUUGGUGGAUAAAGUAA
Messenger RNA from Tripterygium wilfordii, 2735 nucleotides. RefSeq lists its product as uncharacterized. Bases 399 to 2402 code for a protein of 667 amino acids. The record is from RefSeq and is a predicted model, not a curated record. The transcript is spliced from 6 exons. NCBI's taxonomy places the organism in Eukaryota, Viridiplantae, Streptophyta, Magnoliopsida, Celastrales, Celastraceae.